AUGGACCGUGCUCGCGCGGUUCUCAAGGAUGUCUUUGGCUUCCCUGAUUUUAGGCUCGCCCAAGCAGCCGUCAGUGCCACUCUCUGGACUUGUCACUCCUCUCACCCUAACCUUAAGGCGAUUCAAAAUAUCUUGGAAGGGAGAAAUUCGGCCGUCAUUCUACCAACAGGCGGAGGCAAGAGUCUUGUCUAUCAGGCGAGCUAUAUCCCAGCCCUGUGCUUCGACCAUGGCCUCACCCUCGUCGUCUCUCCCCUCCUCUCGCUCAUGAAGGACCAGGUCGAUGCAUUGGUGAAACGAGGAGUCGCUGCUGCCAGAAUGGACAGCACAGUCUCUAUGGCAGACGCGUCUCAAAUCAAAGCAGACAUACUAUCCGGCCAUUUGAAGAUCCUCUAUGUUGCCCCAGAGCGUCUGAACAACGAAUCCUUCAUUGUCGUCAACCUGCUUGCCGUUGACGAGGCGCAUUGCAUAUCACAGUGGGGCAUGUCGUUCCGUCCUGAAUACUUGAAAAUUGCCCGCAUGGUCCAAGAGAGCAACGUCGAACGUGUACUGUGUCUGACUGCCACGGCCACGCCACCCGUAGUGCAAGAUAUGUGCAAAGCUUUCCAGAUCGACAAAGAGAGCGUUUUUCAGACGCCUGUCUUCCGUCCUAAUCUUUCCCUCCGUGUAGAGGUUGCCGAAACGCUCUAUGAGAAGCUCGAUAUCCUAGUUCCAUUUCUCAAGAGUCGGAAUGGCCCAUGCUUGAUCUAUGUGACACUGCAAAAGCACACUGAUGAUGUCGGCGAUGCAUUAAUGGCCCGCGGAAUCCCCAACGUUUUCAAAUAUCAUGGUGGGCAACGUGCAGACACUCGUCGAAAUAUCCAAGAAAGCUUCAUGGAAGGGCACGAUUCAAUCUGCGUCUGCACUAUUGCCUUUGGAAUGGGAGUGGACAAAAGCAAUAUUCGUAGCGUCAUUCACCUUUUCAUGCCCAAGACACUCGAAAAUUACUCCCAGGAAAUUGGGCGUGCUGGACGUGACGGUUUGCCGUCCACUUGCAUCAUGUUCAUCUCUUCCUUGGACAUUCCAGCGCUGCAAGGAUUUGCAUGUGGCGAUACUUGUUCAAAAAGAGACAUGGAACAAUGGUUGCAUACGGUUGCGAUCAAAGCUCCGUCGGAAGAAAGAGUGAUCGACUUCAACUUGUUUGAACAAAGUCGCAUCUACGACAUACGGAGCAAUGUUCUCAAUCUGCUUUAUGCACAAUUGGAACUCGAGUUCGGAAUUAUUCGGGCCAUAACGCCAUUUUAUUCGAUCUACAAUAUAACGCCCCGCGACGGCAAUGGACUCAAAAAGAUAAUGAGCGACGAUAGUUUUGAUGCUGUUACCAUUAGAGCGAACUGGAAGGCUACUAAAAACGGGUUUGAAGUCAAUGUGGUCGAUGCUGCUUUGCGCAUGAAGGCGAGCCGAAACAGUCUAGCCAGAACAAUCACCCUCUGGGAGCUCGAUGGCUACAUCCAGACUACACCUUCGCAAGUUCGAGCGCGAUACGCACUCCUUAAACCCUUCCCUACCACAUUAGCAGAGCUGAAAGCUAUUGGAGAUAAGUUAUAUGCAGAUAUGGAAAAGAGGGAAACUGAUGGGUUGGCAAAACUGGAACAAGUACUACAACUGGUCACGGACGAUGAGUGCCUGGCGCGUAGUCUGUCGACAUAUUUUGGUGGUGAAAACACAGUGCCUGAGGAAGGAUGCGGCAAUUGCACAUUCUGUUUUCAAGGUCAUGGCGUGGAGUUCACUCGCAAAUCGGUGAAUAAUAUGGAUGCCACCAAGUUGAACGCUAUUCUCCGAGCUUGCGGGGAAAGAGAUGAUCCGCGUUUACUUGCUCGAAUGGCAUUCGGAGUUACCUCCCCCCGACUGACUAUGCUCAAAUGUUCAACCAGUCACCCUCUGUUCGGCAGCAUGGCUGAGAGCGACUUUAGAGCCUUGGUUGCUGCGUUCGAUGUUGAGUGCGCCAAGGUGAACUAUGAGAGCCAAGAAGUUGAGAAACCCAAGCCCACACCUAAGCCUAAAGCAGCCACCAAGCGCACAUUUUCUCAGACUUCCAGCAGUCGCGGUAAUGGUGGUUCAAGCAAAAGGGGUCGUCGGUAG
Molecule: messenger RNA, 2118 nt
Organism: Mycena indigotica
Lineage: Eukaryota; Fungi; Basidiomycota; Agaricomycetes; Agaricales; Mycenaceae
Exons: 19
Coding region: 1-2118 (705 amino acids)
Biological process (GO): double-strand break repair via homologous recombination
Cellular component (GO): chromosome; nucleus; cytoplasm
Molecular function (GO): nucleic acid binding; four-way junction helicase activity; 3'-5' DNA helicase activity
Source: RefSeq, a predicted model, not a curated record